UUUCCCUGAAGAAGCACAAAGCAAUAAAUCUUACUUUUUUAAACCAUGAUUAGUUGUUUUAUAUAUUCUGCUAACCUUUGUUACUUUACCGAGCUGAUGUGUUUUUUAGAAGAAGAAAAAAGGAUCAUUUACUGUGCUUGAAGGGAUCUAAGGCAAACUGGUUUUAAAUGCAUCCUGUUUACAUCAAGUCCCACCUCUGUGGCAGAUUCAGAAAACAUACUUUACUAAUCCCAGAGGGAAACUGAUUGCUGUAGUAGCUCAGAAUAAUAAUAAUAAUCAAGUCAUCAAAGAGUUAUUGUAUAUUACAAUGGCUGUUGGCAGGAAUGAUCUCCAGUAGCGGUCAGUGUUGCAGCGAAACUGAAGAAGCCUCUGACUGAAGAUAAACACCUAUAUAAACAUCCUUUGAAAACAUGCACCAGAUGCACUUCUUUCAAUUUGAGUUUAACUUCAAACAAUUUGUUUCUCCUGUCCAAACCACCACAUCUUCUCAGUAGGUGAGCCCUGCAUCAGAGGUAUCGGUGGUACUGAGUCACAUUUUAAUCAGUCGUUUCCUCUUUUGUGCUCCAAAAUCAACACUGAGCUUUCGGUUGAAACCUCUAAAUUUGAUAAGAAAUCAGUUACACAGGUAAAUAAGCAGAAAUAGAUACUACAGCACAUGAUCUAAACCUGUAAAAAUCCACAAAUUCAUUACAUUUGCACAAACAUGCAAACAAAUCUCGAAAGAAAAGAAGGGCAAAAACAUUUUAAACUACAAAUGUAGCAUUUAAACAAGUAAAAUAUGCUAAUUUUAUAGUAAAUACAAUUUAUGAAUCAAAACAGCAUGAACACCUUGAAAAUUACAGUGUUGCCUCAGGGAUUUUUUCCCCUUUAACUCCUAUACAAUAACGAUCAUUUCUAAUUUCACUUUCUGUUCAGAUUCAGGACUAAAACCCAACUUUUGGCAACAACUUAAAUCUCCACAGCUGUAGACACAGGCCAUAAAUCGCUCAAAUCAAACAUAAAAGUUUAGAAAAACACUCAGUUGGAUUUUAAUGUGCUCAGGAAAACAUUUGAGUCUCCACACAGUUUGACAGACGCUUAUUGCACCUGAAGCAACAAAGGAGUUUACAAAGUCCUCGCACAAAAAUCGAUUGUGCUUCCUGUCUCGAGAUAGGAAGUGGAACUUCACCAGGUUUCAGGAAACAUUUGAAAGCAAUCAGCAGUGAAGAUCAGUUUUAAAGUUCCUCCAGAGAGCUUUGGACUGCAGAGGAGCAAGAACCCAAAAAUCACACAAAAGAAGAGAAUGUCAGGCCCAACAGAACCCAUCCUGCGUACACAGAACCACGGUUCUGAUGAGGCCUCUCCUGAUCCUCCACCGUAUUCCUACAGUGAUCAACCACCUCCUGCUUAUCUUGCAGCUCCAGAGACAUACAAUCCACCCAUUAGUGAGAUCGAUCCCACCUACCAGAGCUCCACGGGAUACCAGUCCUUCUGUGACACUGACCCAGAAAGGGAAUCGGAAACAACCCCGAUCUUUUCCUCAUCAUCGUUUGAUGACAAGGCAGUGAGGAGGGGGUUUGUUAGAAAGGUGUUUGGCAUCCUGACUCUCCAGCUGCUGUUCACCUUCACUGUGGUGUGUGCGUUCACCUUCUCCAGCGUCAUCAAAGACGCUGUGCAGAACAACAUUUGGGUCUAUAUCAGCUCUUUCAUCGUCUUCGUCUUGGUGGCCUUCCCCCUCAGCUUCUUCAAGUCCUUCAGCCAUCGUCAUCCCUGGAACAUCGUGGGUCUGGUCAUCGUCACCCUCAGCUUUUCAUACAUGGUGGGAACCGCCGCCUCCUUUCACAACACCAGCUCUGUGCUCAUCACCAUGGCAGCAACGCUGGUCAUCUCCCUCACAAUCAUUGCUUUCUCAGCACAGGCUCGUUAUGAUUUCACGAUUUUUUACGGUGUCUUGUUGAUAUUGUUGGUGGACUUUGUGAUGUUUGGAUUCUUCUGUGCGUUUUACUCCUCACAUCUCUCUGAUAUCGGUUAUGGGUGUCUGGGAGCUCUGCUCUAUGCGCUGGUAAGAACACAAGAGAAGAUGCAUUCACAUUCAUUUCACAGGAAUCUGAUGUGGAAAUUCUCAGGGAACUCACAACUUUUCAAUAAUCAAAUAAAGCACUUUCAAGGUUUCCCAGCACAAGUAUAUCCGUGAUGAUUUUAAUAAAAAUCACACCAAGUAAAGUGAUUUACUUUCCUUUUUCCUGUAAAAGGAAAAGUAAAUGUUAUAGUGCUACAUUCAGUUUCAGUAAUUUUCAAGCACUUUAAAAACAUUUUAUAUAUAGGAACCCUGUCUGCAUGUUAACUAUGAGACCCUAAGAGGUAUAUUUUAAAUUUAAAGUAUAAAAGAUUAGAUUUCAGAUUCAAUAGGAUUUUUAAAAAAACAAACAAAAAAACCCUCUAAAUUAAAAUGAAAACAGACUUAAGUGAUUGCAAAUUAUUUUUAAAAUAUUUAAAAAUUGCAUCAUCAAAGAUUUUCACAAAUUUGUGACGGGUUUUUUCUAUGAAUACAAAGAGUAAACAAUUUUUUUUAUAAAUUGGAUAAAAAAACACAUGAUGUUUAACAAUCUAAAAAAACUGUGGUUAACAUAACAAUUAAAUGAAGCAAUUGUUUUAAAGGACUUGAAAAUUGUUGUAUUUUAUAUUUUGAUCGAUCAAUUUACAAUAAGAAUAAAAUAAAAUAAAAAAUGAUCAAGGAGAAAAUAGGACUAAAAAUGACAGUGAUGGUCAGCCUCAGUCAGAUUUGUAUAAUUACAUCCAUCCAUCCAUUUUCUGAACCCGCUUAGUCCACGCAGGGUCGCAGGGGGGGGUAUCUCCAGCGGGGCAAUCAGGAGGGGUACACCCUGGAGAGCCAGUCCAUCGCAGUGUACAAUUACAUUUAAUUUGAUAACUAUUUAUGAUUCACAAAACACGACAAUUUAAGCAAUUAGUGUGAGAUAUUUGCCUAUAACAAGUAACUAGUUUAG
This is a messenger RNA of Nothobranchius furzeri (turquoise killifish), 2984 nucleotides long. Its product is annotated as protein lifeguard 1. NCBI's taxonomy places the organism in Eukaryota, Metazoa, Chordata, Actinopteri, Cyprinodontiformes, Nothobranchiidae. Gene Ontology annotation, biological process: negative regulation of apoptotic signaling pathway. Gene Ontology annotation, cellular component: endoplasmic reticulum; Golgi apparatus. The record is from RefSeq and is a predicted model, not a curated record.